AUGACUACACCCGGGCAGUCCGAGGCUCUCACGGCACUGCAGCAAUCGCCUUUUGAUGUCCCGCUUCCGGCCAGCGACGACGACGACGACCAUUCCUCGCUGGCUUCUGAGGCCGAGUUGAAGGGUCUCUGGGCCACCGCACGGGUAUUCCAGUGCCCAAAGUGCAAGCGCCUGCUGGACAAUCCCAUCGAGCUACCUUGCGGGAAUUGCAUCUGCAGAGCCUGCCUGCCUCCGCUCGAGCCCAGACCCGACAUUGACGAGACAUUAUGGCCUGAUAGACUCACUGCGGAUGUUCUCUACACUGCCAAGCUCGUCCUGGCCGGUCCAACCAGGUCGGCGAAGCUGGUCGAAGCUUUCGAGAUGCUCAGCCUCGGCCGUAUUACAGACGCGGAGGAGGCAGCAGGCCCCAACCCAGAAGACGACGACCUGAUACUGGAUAUCCGCAAGAUGGACCGUCUGUUGCGCAGUCAAAUGGACUGUGGCAUCUGCUACCAGCUGCUGUACGAACCAUGGACCACACCUUGUGGUCACACAUUUUGCCGACAUUGUAUCAAACGGGCGCUCGAGCAACCCCAAAUCGGCCCACACUGUCCAGCGUGUCGCGGCGACAUCGCUUUACCAUAUCUGGACAGCCGUCUCUUCCCUCCAAAUGGAUUUCUACUGCGCCUGACAACCCAUUUCUGGGGGGACGAGCUUGAACAGAGAAAACCAAUCGUUCGUGGGGAGUCUCCGUAUCCUGUCUACGACAAUUCAGGCCUGGACGUGCCAGUCUUUGUGUGCGCUGUAUCGUUCCCAGGGAUGCCAACCUUUUUGCACGUCUUCGAGCAGAGAUAUCGGGCAAUGAUCAUGAGAACAUGGGCAGGCGGCCACGGAGGCAAACAGUUUGGUAUGCUGUUUGACCGGAGUACGACAAUUGGCACGCACCUUAGAGUCGAGGCGGCGACGUUCCUCUCUGACGGACGAAGCUUGUUAGAAACCAAAGGCAUCUCGCGCUUCCGGGUCAAGCGCCAAGCCUUCCACCGAGACGGAUAUGCUGUUGCGGAGGUGGAGGACUUUUCUGAUGUCAGCUUGUAUGAGGAGGAAAUGCGGGAGGCUGCGGACUUCAGGCUGAAACCAGAGGGAAGAGAUUCCGAGCCCGCGGAACCGUCCAGCAGCGACAUCAAUUGGAUGAAGACAAAAGCCUUGAUGAGGUUUGCCAGUCGGUCCAUAACACAGAUGGCCGCCACAAACCCAAGAUGGCUCAAUUCCCGCAUCCUAGCGGUAUUUGGCGAUUGCCCUAGCGACCCCGCGGUAUUUCCAUGGUGGUUUGCAAGCGUUUUUCCGAUCGCGGAGGAGCAGAAGCUCGAAAUGUUGGACACCACCUCUGUCCGGCAGCGGAUGAAGAUAUGUUGUCGGUGGAUCAUUAACUGGAGCGAACCGGAGCCUCCAGAGCGUUUUUGUUGUGUCAUGUGA
Molecule: messenger RNA, 1452 nt
Organism: Diaporthe amygdali
Lineage: Eukaryota; Fungi; Ascomycota; Sordariomycetes; Diaporthales; Diaporthaceae
Product: ATP-dependent protease La domain-containing protein
Exons: 3
Coding region: 1-1452 (483 amino acids)
Source: RefSeq, a predicted model, not a curated record